This is a messenger RNA of Amoebophrya sp. A25, 5121 nucleotides long. NCBI's taxonomy places the organism in Eukaryota, Dinophyceae, Syndiniales, Amoebophryaceae. The record is from the annotation of a GenBank genome assembly.
AUGUGAUUCUGUGAAAGAUCGUCACUUUUACUGUGAAGAAAGAUCGUGAAUUCUGUGAAGAUCCUACAUUAUUUUCGAUUGGCUUACAUUUGAUUUCUUGCUCGCAGUUUAUUUCUUUCCUUCUAUCCCUUUUAUACAAGACUAUUUACCGCCUCUUUCCUCCUCGCGCUCCUAUAACCACCUUGAAUAUCCCAUUUAUCGUACCUGAGAAAAAAUGCAUUGCAACUAAAAGUUCAAUUCAUGGUUUAGAGAGAAAAGAUUGCUUCAAUGUUGACACAAAAAGAUCAAAUGUCUGUAUGUGUUUACGAAUCGGGAGAGCAAUAGAUCGCUCCUUGUGUUCACACGCUGUAUGUUUCCUUGUUUACGAAUCGGGAGAGCAAUAGAUCGCUCUUUGUGUUCACACCGUGGAAAUAAAGUAGAUAUACUUGUUCACACGCUUUGAAAACGCUACCCAGUUGUACGCAUCAGGUUCUUGAAGAUUUCUUUUUUUUAUAUUUCAGUUUUCUAGUUGUACAAGUACAGCUUCCUUCCGCGCAGUUCUUAAUUUGUUCCACAAAUGUAAAGUUGUUCUAGUUGUACCUGCUCUUGUUUAUUGACAAAUUUAUUUCUUUCAUCAUCAACAGAAUGACGACGUUCUUCGAUGUAAACGAUUUAUUUGGGAGCGAGGCGCUUGGUGCAGGAGGACUAGGCUCGGCCUCUUCUUCUUCAUCCUCGUUUAAUAAUAAUGCAGGAGCACCAAAUCUGAACCGAGGUGGUGGGCCACAAAUCGGAGGAGCUUCUUCCAGUAGUAGUUCUUCGAUUCCGAACCUGCAGCCUCAGAAAGAAGAGUUGAGGUGUCAGAACUGCGGAUCCUUAGAUGUGCAACUGGACCCUUUCAGUGGGGACAACUUAUGUGGGUCAUGCGGUGUCAUCGUGCAAGAAAACCGACUAGUCGCAGAAGUUGGAUUUCAAGAGGGAGCAGGAGGAAAAAAGGCGGUGAUUGGACAGAGCAUCACGUGGGGACCAGGAGGAACGGCAAUUAGUGCAGCGCAAAGGAACAUUAAGCCUUAAUCUGAAAAUGAAGAUAAUGGAAGAUAGACAAUUUUUAGCUCAGUUCUUUUUCGCAAUAACCCAUCAGUAACGUGUGAUCUUCAGAGUCUGAUAGUUAGAUAGCUACACCUGUAGACCAUCUUGAACGUUAGCUGAAAAUACAAUCGUAGCGCACCAGUGAGACAAACCAACAAUACUGACUACAAGUUGACCACGCGUCUUUUUUACUUCCCGCAUCUAAUCCUGGCAGUCGAGACAUCACUCUAGCAAGAGCAAAACGAAAUGUAGAAGCCUUUGCGGGGAAGCUGAGAAUUCAUGGCGCUCAUCAGGACCAAGCCUUGCGGAUUUUCAACUUGGCAGUGGACAAGCAGUUCAACAAGGGCAGGAAGAACAUGUUGCUAGCCGCAGCAUGUCUCUACAUCGUAUGUAGAAGCAACCGCAGUCCCCACUUGCUCAUCGAUUUCGCGGAUGCUUGUGAGGUAGUCUAUUAUGUUGACUAGUUACGCCAGAGAAGUUUUCUUGGGCGUUUCAUCAUGUGUGGUACCUAUCUGAGUGCCAGCAUCUCAGUAUCGAUAUUUCCCAAGAACAGCAAAUAAUUUUUACAAUCUCUCUCUCGACCAUCAGUUUUCCGUGCGCGAUAUUGGGCAGACCUAUAUCAAGCUGGUUUCGGUCCUGAGUCUCGAUGACCUAGUGAACGUGCCGAUGAUCGAUCCAAGUCUUUUUAUGGAGCGCUUUGCCUUUCGCAUGGACUUGGGAAAUAAGACGGGCACAGUCGCCAACACUGCAGUAAGACUAGUGCAGCAAAUGAAAAGAGACUGGCUGCAAGAGGGAAGGAGACCGACUGGUAAUUUGUUGAUUUCUUGUAUUGCUGUGUAAGUUGAUGUUUUCCAGUAUUACUUACUUGAAGUUCCUAUGAAUGCUAGGGGAGAUGCCCUUGCUACAUCUAGCUGGGAGCUUUGACAGCAGUGGGAGAAGUUUGCUGGCCAUCUAUUCUAUCCUCGUAUGAAGUGAAGAGAAAUAUAUUUAUGGGAAUCAUCACAGGUCUUUGUGGUGCAGCUUUAUUGGUUGCUGCUCGUUGGCACGGUUUCGAGAGAAGUCCGGAACAAGUGGCAAAUAUCGUGAUGAUGGCAGAGAGCACUUUGCGAAGACGUUUGUACGAGAUGCGAACCACCACAGUUAAGGCACAGCUUUCAGUCUUUUGCUUCUUCACAUAGGUAAAAAUCAUAGUGCAGCGUAGAAGAUGCGCGAAAUCUGGAUUCUUAGGUCUUUGAAAAAGAAGAUGCGCGAAAUCUGAAUUCUUAGGUCUUUGAGUUUUUUUCAUUUCUCAGAAAUUAGUACUGGCUAGGCCGAAAUUAUUGCUUUACCAAUGAAGCUAUUUCAAUCAGGAUGACUUAGCAAGAAUAUUGAAAUGAGCCUCAGUCCUUCUCUCCUCUAAUCCAUUUGCUGGCAUGACGAAAGGCGAGGUAAUGGCAGGAGAGGAGAAAGUGAGUCUGUGCUUGCCACCAUGCGCGAAGCCAGCGAUAUUGAAGGCCCACAUGGCUGAGCAAGCAGUCGCUUUGGCUCUCGAGUAUCAACAGCCACAAGAAGCGCUGACCGAUGGCAAUCAGGGGGAGCAAGGCCAAGGUCUUGAGCAGGCACAACCAGGUGAGCAAAUCGGAGGUGCAGAGAGUUCAAAAAAGUUAAGGCAGUCUCUCUCUCUAUCGUAACUGUUUAGUAGUCUUGAUGUUCUAAUUGCAGGUUUCUCGUUGUAUUUUCUGAGCUUAUGCGCCUUUUCUACGGAUGGGGCACGGCGUUCCUGGCGAUCUUCAUCAUGUUCCCCUUAGUCUGUUUGUUUGUUUGUUGUCCGAAUCAAGUGAAAGAUGGACGACGGGGACUUGUACUAGAGAGAAGAGGAUCAAGUAGAGUAUGAGUGUUUGUAAUCGUCAUCCAGUAUUGCAAGUUUCCAACUCUAAGAACAGCGGCAGAUGCGAGAUUUGGUACCUCAGGAGAGAGUAUUCGGCACUUAGCGGCAGACCUGGAGAACGUGGUCGGCGCAGCAGCGGCAAAAGAUGCUGCUUCCUCAAAAACAAGUGGUGCCAAUCCAACUCCCACCUCAGCCCUCGGCGAAGAGACCACUUAUGACGUAGAUCACGCGCAUCUCUUCGACGUGGACAUGGGAAAUUUGCCAGGUGGCGACGUUAUCCCGCAAAGCCAUGCGGCCAGCGAAUACGACGCGGAACUCAGAGCAGCACUGAUUGAGAGCGGCGAUGUGGGUGAGGUCGAGGAAUCCUUGUCGGAUGUGGAGGUGGACGAAGCAUGUCUGCACACUGAAAACGAGGAGAAGUCGAAACGCGCAGUCUGGCGUGAAAUUCACAAAAACCAACUGGAGGAGAUUCAUUAUAAAACUUAUGGCAGGACAAGUAUACGCUUUUGUAGAGUUAAAGUGAGAUAAAUAUAGUAUCCAUCUUUUUCGGCAUCUCGGUACCCUUUUCCCUUGUAUUAUUCCUAUGAAAUGAUACAAGGGUAGUAAAGGGGGCAAGGUGAGGGGGCCGAGAUGCAAUCUAGCAGACUCUAAUAGAGGACUCAAAACUUCUUCUGAUCAGUAGUGUUUCGUAGCCGAUUCAAGACUUCUGAUGUAAACGUAAACGACGUCGAUUCUGUGAAAUUUUUCUAGGAAUCUACGACUUAGGAAUCUACCCCUCUCUCUCUCCCUCUAGAACCACCAAGCCCUUUCUAAUCCCCAUUGAAGCGUCAGCAGGAGCGAGAGAAAAGAAUAGCUUUGCAGACUGAGAAUAGGAGACUAGCACUCACGGACGGUUACGGGAUCAACACGGUUUCAAGUGCAGACCUGCUAGACGGCGUCCCAUCCUUAAGAAAGCGGGAUAUGAUUUGACCUUCUUGACUUGAUUCAUGAGAGAAAGAGGUUGCAACCAAGUUCCGUCUACCUGUUUCACUCUUAUCGUGAUGAGAGUGCACAGGAAAUCAACAAAAGAAUUGGACUCAAGGUGAGACACUGACUUCAGGUAGUCUUGGGAAAAAGACCAUCUCUUUCUCUAUGACUAAAGAAGCUCGCUAAUGUUUUCAUCAGCAGCAAACAGUACAGACGGAUUAAAAGGAGCAUAAUUUUUUGACUAAAGUACUAGAUCUCUAAUUUUUUCAGCAAACAACACAGACGGAUUCGGCGAUGCGAACCUUGGAGGUCCAGCUCCCAAAAAGAGAAAGCAAUUGGGAAAGCGUUCUGAGACGGCGAAAAAUUUGAAGGAAGCUGCGAAGGAGCAUUUUCACACCAGUAAGAUCGCAGAAGCCAAAUUCAACCUCGAUGAAUGGGAUUCGUUAUUUCAGUGAAGAAGGGGAUAUAGUUGAUUUCACUAUAAGAAGAUGAGAUAGCCCAUUCCACUGAUAGAUGUCUCGUGAUUUCGGUUGUUGCUAUGAAGAAGAAAGGAGCUCCGCGGAAGAUUUUGAUAGAACAAUAGUGAAGACUCUCAGUAGAUGAAUGGGGCUCUUAUUUGAGGCAAUCCGCCAAAUAGAAUCACAUCAUCAAGGCAAAUUCAACUUCAAUCAAUGGGGUUGGUUAUUUCAGUGAAGCAGGGGAGAAGAUAGUUGCCUCUUUAUUUCCCGUGGUACUCUGAAGAAGAAAGGAUCUCCGCAGAGGAUCUCUACAUUGCGAUAGUGAAGACAACACGUAGAAACCAUGGUCUGCAGAAGUGUGCCUAGGAGUGGAGCCGAAGCUCCUCUAGGUCUCAGACACAAGCUGCAAAGUAGUUCUUAAGUGACCGACCAAAUAAUACAUCGCUGGUCGUACCCCCUCUAGGUACUGAAAUGACAUAGAUCUAAUUAUCAUUUAGACGAAAUUUCUCUCUAACGAACUCUCUGUAGAGUAUCAACUCUCUGUAGGGCACCCUUAUCACAAAUCUCUCAACAAGAACAACAUCAAAUCUUUUCGCUCUAUAUCAAUCUCUCAUCUUAUUUCCUUCCUUUUACAAUUUCUUACACCUAUCACGCACUCACAAGAAGCAUAAGAAUGAAUUGACUGCUGCUUUCCUUUCAAUGAAGCUCGACAACGCAUAGAUGAUGUCAACCUGGGACCUCAACAUGAACGGAUGUACCUCAGCG